GUCGCUGGGUGCACAAAUUUUUGGAGAAAAAGGAAAAUUGGAUUAUCCUAAAUAGAGAUAUAGAGGAGAAUACGGUUAAACCUGCUGCUCCACAACUGAAUAACUGCCCAGGAUUGCACUUACUCAAGGGCCGCCUGUGAUUGGCCAUCACGUGAUGGCAAUUUUCUGGAAGGCGGCGUGAACUUUUCGAGAUCCACUGCGAGUCUAUGACUGACCUCCAUUGACCAGGACAAGAGAAGAACUCGUCGACUCUCUCGCCGGCUUUCCCCACGAACUUGUUCUGUACGACAACGCCAUGGCGUGGAACUCUCCCAAAGUCGGGAUCCUGGGUGGCGGGCAGUUGGGCCGCAUGCUCACAGAAUCAGCCAAUCGACUGAACAUCGAAGUGCAUAUUUUAGACGCCGAAAAUGCACCGGCCAAGCAAAUAAGCGCUCAUGAGAACCACACCGUCGGUCACUUCAACGAUCAAGAAGCUGUGCAGGAGCUCGCAAAGACAUGUGAUGUGGUCACUGCAGAAAUUGAACAUGUCAACACUCAUGCGCUGGAGGCAGUGGCCUCGCAAGUCAAGAUUGAGCCCUCUUGGCAGGCAAUCCGCAUUAUCCAGAACAAAUACGACCAGAAAAGACAUUUGUCAAAAUUCAAUAUCCCAAUGGCUGAUUAUGCCGAACUUGUGGAGAAUACGCCGGAGGAGCUCGCCAAGAUUGGAGAACAGUUGGGCUUUCCAUUGAUGUUGAAAUCUAAAACCUUAGCUUAUGAUGGACGAGGGAAUUAUCCUGUCAGGUCAAAGGACGAAAUUUUGGCAGCCCUCGAAGCGCUGAAGGAACGUCCAUUAUAUGCAGAGAAAUGGGCCAACUUUAAGAUGGAACUGGCUGUUAUGGUUGUGAAAACAAAAGACACCGUUCUCUCCUAUCCUACCGUAGAGACAGUCCAAGAAGACUCAAUAUGCAAGCUUGUCUAUGCACCGGCCCGCAAUGUGUCAGACACUAUCAACAAAAAGGCCCAAGAGCUAGCUCGCAAUGCCGUUGCUGCCUUUGAGGGAAAGGGUGUUUUUGGCGUUGAGAUGUUCCUGCUUGAAGACGACUCGAUUCUACUCUGUGAAAUUGCAAGCCGAGUCCACAACUCCGGACACUACACUAUUGAAGGCUGCGGCCUCUCUCAAUUUGAUACCCAUCUCCGCGCAAUUCUCGACCUCCCAAUCCCUGCUCGCAGCGUGGAGCUCCGCCAGCCCUCCAUUAUGCUCAAUAUUAUCGGUGGCGCCACGCCGGAUUCUCAUUUGCAGGUGGCAGAGCGUGCCCUUUCGAUCCCCAACGCCAGUAUACACCUAUACAGCAAAGGAGCCGCCCGGCCUGGACGCAAGAUGGGGCACAUUACUGUAACUGGCGCGACGAUGUACGAUGCAGAGACCACCAUCCAGCCCCUGAUCGACACGGUCGACGAGAUUCGGGCGCAGCGCAAAGAUAUCAAAACUCCCGCAGCGAAGCCCAGCACAUCUCAACCCACACCUACAGUGGGAGUUAUUAUGGGCUCAGACAGUGAUCUCAAGACGCUGGUGCCGGGCCUCAAGCUUCUUAGAGACUACUUUGGUAUCGACCCCGAAGUUGAUAUCACAUCAGCACACCGCACCCCCAACUACAUGGCGGAAUAUGCCUCGAAAGCAGCGUCACGGGGUAUCAAAGUUAUCAUUGCAGCUGCUGGAGGUGCAGCUCACUUGCCUGGUAUGGCAGCAGCUCAUACAGCUCUGCCUGUUAUCGGUGUUCCAGUGAAGGGCAGUGCUUUGGACGGAGUGGACAGUUUAUACAGCAUUGUGCAAAUGCCACGAGGGGUACCCGUGGCCACUGUUGGCAUUAACAAUAGCAUCAAUGCUGCAUUGCUCGCUGCCCGCAUCCUAGGUUCGUACGAACCGGCAGUUCAACGAAAAGUUGAGCAAUAUGCGGACAACGCCAAGGUUGAAAACCUAGAAAUCAAGGGCGUUAAGAUCAAGGAAAUUGGGUGGCAGGCAUAUUUCGAGCAGAUGUAGACGAUUGAAUUGUAUUCAGAUGUUACGGAAAAUGAGAUAGACCGAGAACGAUGAGAUGCAUGUACUUUUGAUCUAUAAAAUAAUA
Talaromyces proteolyticus is the source of this 2102-nucleotide messenger RNA. Its product is annotated as phosphoribosyl-aminoimidazole carboxylase. The transcript is spliced from 4 exons. Bases 296 to 2017 code for a protein of 573 amino acids. The record is from RefSeq and is a predicted model, not a curated record. Lineage: Eukaryota; Fungi; Ascomycota; Eurotiomycetes; Eurotiales; Trichocomaceae. Gene Ontology annotation, molecular function: ATP binding; metal ion binding; phosphoribosylaminoimidazole carboxylase activity. Gene Ontology annotation, biological process: 'de novo' IMP biosynthetic process.